Messenger RNA from Thermothielavioides terrestris NRRL 8126, 1092 nucleotides. RefSeq lists its product as uncharacterized. Lineage: Eukaryota; Fungi; Ascomycota; Sordariomycetes; Sordariales; Chaetomiaceae. The transcript has a single exon. The record is from RefSeq and is a predicted model, not a curated record. Bases 370 to 996 code for a protein of 208 amino acids.
UGCUGUCUUUAAGGAAGGAACGAGCAUCACUCCCUCCUUAGGAAGGGAGCUGGGCCCGAGUCGCCCGCGGUAAAUUCUGUGCACGAAGACCAUCUGGAACCGCAGAACCACGAAUAUUCUGGACGCCUGCGCACCGGCAAUACUACAACGUAACCCGGAGGGCGUUGAAAGAUGCAGUCCCGCCCUCAGACGGGUGGCCCAGUCGCCGGCGGUAACCCUUUUAGUUACCGCGGUCCUCCUGCCGACCGCCCCAUCCCGAUCGAACCCAGGCCUCGCACCCAGCUCGAUCCCUCCUACCAGCGGCCACCAGACGGUAUGCGAUGCCUCGGUCACCUCCGGACCAUUGAGACAGCAGCCGGUCCAGUGGUCAUGUACGAUGCAAGCAGACACUAUUUGGUCCCUGCCAGACGGGCCUCCUGGGAUGCAUUCCAGCAGCAACAGCAUCAGCAGCAGCCGCCGCAUCCUACCGGUGUCCCCGCAUCGUCGCUCCGGCCAUCGUCGGCAGCACCGCAAGCAUGUCUGCCGGCUCUCCGGCCCGACUCACGCGCACCGCAACCCCUUUAUCGCGCCGUGCCGCAGCGCCAGCUGUUUCAGUCCCAGGGCGGGCAGCAGCAGCGGCAACAUCAACAGCAACAAUAUCAACACCAACAACAGCAACAACCGGUCAACCCCUUCCGGCAUCCUCCUCUUUACACCUUUCCCCCGCCUCGUUCCAGCCGCCGCCGGCCCCCUCCACCAGCUGGUACCCCUCCUCUUCCAGCCCGCUCCUCUUCCACCUCUCCACCCACCGCCGCUACCGCUGCCGCCACCGCUGCCGCCACCGCUGCUGCUGCUGCCUCGGCGACCUCCUCAUCCAGUUCCAGUUCCAUGUCGGGGAUCUCGCUGACCGCCUCCGAGGAAGCGCAGCUGCUGCAGCAGUUGCGUCAGAACGAGCAGGAGCACGAGCAGCAGCAGCAGCAGCAGCAGCAGCAGCAGCAGCAGCAGCAGCAGCAGUAGCAGCAGCAAGGAAGGUAGCAACAGGAUGAAGGGAAGGGAGGGGGGAAAUGGGAACGAGAAAUGAGAUGCUCAAUCACAAGGGUGAGGGGUGGGUGG